UCCAAUUCGCUCCAUCUUCCCAUCUCCUCCACCUCCCUAAACCCUAAAAUGGCGGAGGCGGCGGCCUCGGCAAGGAGGAUAUGCGGCGUGUCGGAGAAGGCGCAGCUGCACGUGGCUAUGCUUGCCCUGCAGUUCGGCUACGCCGGCUUCCAUGUCGUGUCACGUGCGGCGCUCAAUAUGGGCAUCAGCAAGUUGGUCUUCGCCGUCUACCGCAACAUCAUCGCUCUCCUACUACUCGUGCCCUUCGCCUACUUCUUCGAGAAAAAGGAUAGGCCGCCUUUCAGUCUCUCCUUUCUCGUUCAGUUCUUCUUCCUUGCGCUCUGCGGGAUUACCGCAAACCAGGGAUUUUAUCUCUUGGGACUGGACAACACCUCGCCGACGUUUGCCUCCGCUAUCCAGAACUCCGUUCCGGCCAUCACGUUUCUCAUGGCCGUCGCCCUUAGAAUAGAGAAAGUGAGGUUGGACCGGCGCGACGGCAUCGCGAAGGUGAUCGGCACACUAGCCUGCGUCGCCGGCGCGACAGUGAUUACGUUAUAUAAAGGCCCGACCAUCUUCUCACCGUCGUCACGGCCGCCGCCGGGACUGUCGGCGGUUGCAGCUUCGGCUGUCUCGUCGUCGGCGGCGGCGGCUGCAACUUGGUUAGGAGAUGCGAAGGCUGGCAAAAGCUGGACACUUGGGUGCCUCUAUCUGAUGGGUCACUGCCUUUCGUGGUCCGGGUGGCUUGUGCUUCAGGCGCCGGUUCUUAAGAAAUAUCCGGCGAGGCUUUCCGUCACUUCCUACACUUGUUUUUUCGGCGUCAUCCAGUUUCUGAUCAUAGCCGCCUUCGUCGAGCGCAAAGCUCAGGCUUGGGCUUUUCACUCCGGGACUGAGGUUUUUACCAUUCUUUACGCUGGAUGUGUUGCAUCUGGAAUAGCAUUUGCAAUUCAAAUAUGGUGCAUAGACAGAGGUGGCCCUGUCUUUGUUGCAGUCUAUCAACCAGUUCAGACCUUUGUCGUAGCCAUCAUGGCUUCCAUUGCUCUGGGAGAAGAGUUCUAUUUAGGAGGUAUUAUUGGUGCUGUGUUCAUCAUCAUCGGUCUCUACCUUGUUCUUUGGGGGAAAAGUGAGGAGAAAUCCAUAGCUGCGAAGGAGCCAAACCAUCUGCUCUCACCUGCAGAAGAACAUGAUAUCAUAAGAUCAUCUGCGUCUGCUUCUCAUAAAGCCGCUACUUUGAAUCAGCCUCUCCUGCCUUCGUCGACCUCAGAGAGCGUUUAAAUUUCUCAAGUACUCUGCAGUGGAGAAAGUGAGCUCAAUUAACUAAACCUUAGUUCAAUUAGGUUUCAAGAGCUUUACUUCUAGUUGCUAGUACUGAGCAGUGAUGAGUGAUUAAGCUUGCAUGUGUCUGCUACUUUGUUGAAGGUGAUGCGAGUGUUUGUUUCUUUUUUGUUGGUUUGUUUGUAUUUGAUUUUUCUCUCCUUUUAUUCUGAUUGCUUGUUAAGUUGAAACCUGUAAUGGAAGUUCAAAUGGCGCAAUUUGUCUUUUAGCCCGGCAA
Messenger RNA from Dendrobium catenatum, 1528 nucleotides. Its product is annotated as protein WALLS ARE THIN 1. The coding region runs from base 49 to 1251 and encodes 400 amino acids. Gene Ontology annotation, cellular component: plasma membrane. Gene Ontology annotation, molecular function: transmembrane transporter activity. The transcript has 6 exons. NCBI's taxonomy places the organism in Eukaryota, Viridiplantae, Streptophyta, Magnoliopsida, Asparagales, Orchidaceae. The record is from RefSeq and is a predicted model, not a curated record.